GCAAUACGAGGGAGGGAGACGAACUGAACAUAGAUAGCCUUGAACGGCAACCCGAAAUCCAAAAUUAUAAUUCGAGUUUCGGUAUAGCUGCACAUUUUUCCCAGUGUGUGACGUUUUGCAUGACUUGAAUAAGUGAAAAAGCUACUUGGCGGCGUACAUAAGUUCUUCUUAAUUAGCGAAUAUUUAUCUACCGUCGACUGUACUGUGCGUGUACAAACCGAUUAACUUUUUCUCCAUUUACUGUGCGUGUACAAACCGAUUAACUUUUUCUCCAUUUCAUAUGAGUGAAUACGAUGAAUAAACAAAUUCGAAGAUUAAGUUUAGGAAUUUUACUGAUUCAUAUUGGUUUGUUUGCCAGUAUUUUUUACCAUUGGUAUAUAAAACAUGAAUGUAAAAAAAAUGAAAAUAGUAUACAUAUAAAGAACACUUUGGUUGAUAUACCGGAUAUAGAAAGUAAUUUCAAGAAGGCUUUUCCAGUGAACACGGUUUUUCGGAUUCUUUUCAUCAACAAACCACUAUAUAUACAUAUAAAAUCAGGAAAUAAUUACAUACAAAAGAAUUGUUAUUUCAAAAAUUGUGUUUUGAUUGACGAAACUAAAUCCUUUUCUCAAAUGUCAGCAAUUGUAUUUAAUGCCCAAGAUGAACUUCAUUUUAAUGGUUCAUUUUUAAGAAAUGAACGUCAAAGUUUACAAAUAUGGAUAUCAUUUAGAGAGGAGCCAAUAGGAAAUGUGAGAACAACAUGGUUUAGAGAUAAUGUGUGGAAAAAUGCAAUGAACUGGACGUGGGGAUAUCGCCUUGACUCAGAUAUAUUCUUUCCUUAUCAGACAUUAGCGACUAGAAAAACACAACUGAAACGUGAUUACACAACUGUAUUUAAGGGGAAAACGAAACUUGCAGCUUGGAUAGUAAGUCAUUGCCAUGCUAAAAGUCUACGAGACGAAUAUGUCCAAGCUCUUAUUAAGGAGGGUAUCGACGUUGAUAUAUUUGGAAAAUGUUCUCAAAACAGAACAAGGGUAAACAGAAAUCAUAUACAUAAACAAAUUAACACGGACUACAAAUUCUAUUUCUCUUUUGAAAAUAAUUUUUGUAAAGAUUAUGUGUCUGAAAAGUUCUUUGAUUUUUUCUCUUUGGACACAAUUUUAAUUGUUCGUGGAGGAUUUAAUUACUCAAAACAUUUUGAUAAUAACGCUUUCAUUGAUGCUUCUUUGUUUCCAACGGUUAAAUCAUUAGCAAAAUAUAUAUUAAGGGUUGGUAAUGACAUGAAUUUGUAUACAAAAUAUUUACAAGCAAAAGACAAGUAUGAAGUUGAAGGAACAAGUUAUCAUAGUCGUUUGGAAUCAAUGUGCAAACUUUGUGAACAUAUGAACAAUCAAAAUAGGUAUAAGAAAACGUAUAAAGAUAUCGCAAGCUAUCUAGAAAAUGGAACAUGUUUUAAUCCAGAAAAAAUCGAGUAAGUUUUAUGAAUUGUAUUGAUUUUAUUUCUAUUUCAACGAAAUUCUCAACAUUUGCAAAGUUAUUGACAUAUAUACGCACACCUUGCAUGCAUUAUCUAGACUCAUUAUUAAAUAAAUAUCUUACACUUUAUACAUUAAUAAAUAUUGAAAUCCGAAUUUAAAAAACAAUGUUGCGUUUUGUUGUUUAGCCAAUUGUGUGUUUAUUUGUUUACCAAUAUCAGUGAUACUGGGGAAACAAUUUCAUACGAAUUUAUACUAACACUAAUGCAUACAUAUUUACAACAUGUAUGUAUUAAAAAAAUUCAAUAAUCUAAAUACUGUAUACAAACAUUAUCCAGGUCAUAUCCCUAGUUUAUAUAUAAAUAUCUGCCGAUUUCUUUUUGUCACGCGGGUUAUUUGGCAAAUCCAACCACUAUUUUACG
Ruditapes philippinarum (Manila clam) is the source of this 1876-nucleotide messenger RNA. Its product is annotated as alpha-(1,3)-fucosyltransferase C-like. The record is from RefSeq and is a predicted model, not a curated record. The transcript has a single exon. The coding region runs from base 294 to 1454 and encodes 386 amino acids. Lineage: Eukaryota; Metazoa; Mollusca; Bivalvia; Venerida; Veneridae. Gene Ontology annotation, molecular function: alpha-(1->3)-fucosyltransferase activity. Gene Ontology annotation, cellular component: membrane.